AUGCCCCGAUACUACGCGGUGAAGAAACUGGGACCAAAACUGAUGUUACACCAACAACAGCAGAACCAGCCUCAGCAGCAGCAACAGCAGCAACAAAUAAUAAUUCUACAACAGCAACAGCAUCAGGUGGCCAUGGACGAGCUGGACGACGACGACGGAUGCUGCAGUUCCCGAUCCGGUACCGAGUCCCCACCACCGUUCACCGAUCCCACCUCGGUGAAACUCUACAAGCCUCUGGAAUCCGUCAACAUGUCCAAACACAAAGAUUACUUGAAGUAUUGUUACGAGCUGGAACAAAAACAAAACUUGUUCCGUGAGCGAAGCAAAGAAGAAACAGAAGCAGCUCAUGACUUACUCGAACUCUCCAGAUCGUUGCCGCCACUGCCACCACCGAGCACGGUGACCGUCGCAGCGCCCACCCCUCCAGAGACACCCCUUAGCUCGGGGGUGGGUGAUGGGUGCCCAGCUUCACCACAGUUCGUCUACGUGUCCACCGCGGUAUCCGCCGCACCGCUUACACCACCCGCUUCAGAGUACUCGUCGGAUGCGGAGAAUACGCCAGCGGAAGCGGGUGGAGGUUCCGCCAACGCACAGGCCGUCGUGGUGGCGACGGCCACAGCCACCACCACCGUCUACAGUCUAAUCGAUUACGUCAUCGAGAGGGGUGACAGUGGCACGUUCGACCCGUUGCUGACCAGAGACUUGAACGUGAAGGCCGGCAGGACGACAACGACGACCGCGGAACACCGCCGGUCGACUUCCACUACCACCACCACCACAACCACCCAGGUCGUGGUCGGAUGCAGUUCCGGGAACAAAGCCCGCUAUACGUGCACCGACUGCGGAAAACACUACGCGACAUCGUCAAACCUGUCGCGGCACAAGCAGACACACCGGAGCCUGGACUCGCAGUCGGCCAAGCGGUGCAACGCUUGCGGCAAGGCGUACGUCAGCAUGCCCGCUCUCGCCAUGCACCUUCUCACGCACAAGCUGUCGCACGCAUGCGGUGUGUGUGGAAAGAUGUUCAGCCGGCCAUGGCUGUUGCAGGGCCAUCUGCGGUCGCACACCGGCGAGAAGCCUUAUGCUUGCGCACAGUGCGGCAAAGCGUUCGCGGACCGGUCCAACCUGCGUGCGCACAUGAUGACCCACUCGGGCGACAAGAACUUUGCGUGCCACUGGUGCCGCAAGUCGUUCGCGCUCAAGUCGUACCUGAACAAGCACCUGGAGGCGGGCUGCGCGCCGGCCGCCGCGGUGGCUGCUGCCUCGUCUCCGCCGUCGCCGUCGUCACCGCAGCAGCCCGACGACCGGGAAACCGCCACCCGGGGUGGAUAA
Molecule: messenger RNA, 1332 nt
Organism: Macrosiphum euphorbiae (potato aphid)
Lineage: Eukaryota; Metazoa; Arthropoda; Insecta; Hemiptera; Aphididae
Source: the annotation of a GenBank genome assembly